CAUCUUCAGGCUACAAAAACUUAAAAAAACUUGAAUUCAAUUUUUCUCUCUAUCUAAUUCUUCUUCUUCUUCUUUCAUUAAAAAUGAGGAGUUCAAAGAUUUGGUCAUGGCAGCAAUGUUCAAAGCAAAUCAGAGAGCAAAGGGCAAGACUUUAUAUCAUCUGGAGAUGUGCUGUGAUGCUUCUAUGUUGGCAUGAUUAAACUACUCUCAUCAAAAAGCUAAAGGUCUAGAGUAAGAGAUUGAAGAGAACUCAAAAUUGUGUCUUCAACUUCAAUCUCUUACACUAACUAUACCAUACAGAGUUGAAGCAUGGAAUGUGUUCAAAACAUUAUGUACAUUGAAGGAUAGAAUCUUGUAAUUUUGGUAAAUUAGGUAGGAGAAAGUAGGAUAGAUGAGAAUUGUUCUUUUACUUCACCGUAUGAAAUAACUGAAUGUUGUGUAAUCCUUUUCAUGGAAAUUACAAACAGAGAUUCAAAGA
Cucumis melo (muskmelon) is the source of this 478-nucleotide messenger RNA. Its product is annotated as small polypeptide DEVIL 14. The transcript has a single exon. Gene Ontology annotation, biological process: negative regulation of cell population proliferation. The coding region runs from base 84 to 200 and encodes 38 amino acids. Lineage: Eukaryota; Viridiplantae; Streptophyta; Magnoliopsida; Cucurbitales; Cucurbitaceae. The record is from RefSeq and is a predicted model, not a curated record.